AUGGCCCAGUGGACCGCCGAUAAAUGGUCUGAAUUCGGGUUGAAAUCGUCUGUUGUUCCGUAUACUGUUUACUUGAAUUAUCCGGAAUCACAGUCACUGUCACUCUCACUGGCCAACGGGACUAGACAUGAAGCAAAUUUGAAGGAAGCGGUGCUGCCCGAGGAUGAAACAACAAGCUAUCCAAAUAGAAUUCCAACUUUUCAUGGAUAUUCAGCCAGUGGUUCCGUGACGGCAGAGUAUGUAUAUGUUGGCUAUGGGCGGAAAACCGACUUUGAUCGACUCCGGGAACUUGGGGUUGAUCUCAAAGGAAAAAUUGCCCUCGCUCGUUAUGGUGGUCUUUUCAGGGGACUCAAAGUAAAGAAUGCCCAAGAAAACGGAAUGGCUGGCUGUGUCAUGUUUAACGACAUUGCCGAUGAUGGAAAUCUGACUGAAGCAAAUGGCUAUGCAGCAUAUCCUCACGGUCCAGCACGAAAUCCAACAUAUAUCCAGAGGGGAUCUGUUCAGUAUCUUUCUAUCAACCCCGGUGACCCCACUACUCCAGGAUACCCCUCAAAACCAGGCUCUGUCCGCCAGGACAAGAGUAAUUUUGUUCCAAAGAUUCCCUCCCUGCCAAUCUCCUGGAUAGAUGCUCAGCCAAUUCUCGCGGCUCUCGAUGGCCAUGGUAUUACAGGCAAACAGGUUAACACUAGUGGAUGGGUUGGCCGUUUAAAUGCUUCUUACUCAACGGGGCCCGCUCCAGGAGCUAAACUCACCUUGAAGAAUAGUAUGCGUGAUGUCUAUACUCCGAUUUGGAACGCGGUUGGAAUAAUAAAUGGCACAAGCCAGGACGAGGUUGUUGUCCUUGGGAACCAUCGCGAUGCAUGGAUUAUAGGAGGUGCCGCAGAUGCAAAUUCUGGAUCGUCUGUUAUGGUUGAACUGGCGAAGGCUUUUGGGGCGUUGCAAAAGGCCGGUUGGAAACCCAAACGUACUAUUGUUAUGUGCUCUUGGGAUGGAGAGGAAUAUGGCCUUGUAGGCUCUGUAGAAUGGGUUGAAGAAUAUCUUCCAUGGCUAAAAGCAGCUGCAGUAGCAUAUCUUAAUGUCGAUAUUGCAGUUGGUGGGCCAAACCCAACAUUUGAAUCGUCGCCACAGAUGCAUGAGCUUGUAACUGAGUCCAUGAAAAAGGUUGUAUAUUCUGUCAAGGGUUCACAGAACACGACUGUCUAUGACAUAUGGAGAGCGGGAGGCUCCUACAUUGGCGUUCUUGGUGCCAGUUCCGACUAUGUUCCUUUUGUGCACAACGGCAUCCCAUCGGUUGACUUAGGCAGCUACGGUGGCCGUACCGAUCCUAUUUAUCAUUACCACUCAAACUACGACUCAUACCACUGGAUGAAAAACUUCGGUGACCCUGGCUACAAAACACAUGCUGCCAUAGGCAAGGUUCUUGGUCUGAUGGCAUAUAACAUGGCUACUGAAAAGAUAAUUCCCUUUGACGUUGCUAACUACCCGACAGAAUUGAACAAGUAUCUCGCCAAACUCAAGGAGCUUCUAGCAAAAUCAAAUGUGAAACUCGAUCUGUCUAAACUGGAGCUAUCUAUUAAAACCUUUACAGAAGCCGUGAAGUUGUUCACGGCAACGAAGCAACUAGCUAAUAUUACAAAAGACAAUGAGCUAUUGGAUACGGUAAACCAUAAAAUGAGGGACUUCGAACGAGCUUUUGUGACACAAGGUGGCUUACCAGACAGAGCAUUUUAUAAGCAUGUCAUUUAUGCCCCAGGUGUAGACACGGGUUAUGCUGCAACAACUUUCCCUGGGAUCACAGAGGCAGUCCAAUUCGGCCAGAAGCAAAAACUGGCACAAGAAUGGGUGGAAAAGACCAGCAAUGGUAUUUUCACGGCUGCUAGAAUACUAACCCUUGGUACAAAGGAUUUUUAA
Molecule: messenger RNA, 1911 nt
Organism: Ophidiomyces ophidiicola
Lineage: Eukaryota; Fungi; Ascomycota; Eurotiomycetes; Onygenales; Onygenaceae
Exons: 6
Coding region: 1-1911 (636 amino acids)
Molecular function (GO): carboxypeptidase activity
Source: RefSeq, a predicted model, not a curated record